Molecule: messenger RNA, 1941 nt
Organism: Penicillium alfredii
Lineage: Eukaryota; Fungi; Ascomycota; Eurotiomycetes; Eurotiales; Aspergillaceae
Product: calponin homology domain protein
Exons: 2
Coding region: 1-1941 (646 amino acids)
Molecular function (GO): protein binding
Source: RefSeq, a predicted model, not a curated record
AUGGCUUCGGUGACUUCAUUGGAUAAGGACCUGCGCAGCAUGCGCUUGUCCCGCUAUACUCCGCAGGCAGCCGCGGAGGUGCGCGACUGGAUCGAGGAGGUGCUACGUGAGAAAUUGCCAUCCGAAGAUUUACUCGAAGGGCUGAAAAAUGGCGUGGCUUUGUGCAGGCUGGUCAAUCUCGCCGUGUCCCCCGGUGUGAAAUUUAAGCAGUCGUCAAUGCCAUUCGUCCAGAUGGAGAAUAUCUCACACUUCCUACGCGCGUGCCAAAUGGCGCCCCUCAAUCUCCCGCCGCACGACGUCUUCCUGACCGUCGACCUCUACGAAUCCAAGGACCCGGCGCAAGUCCUCCAGUGCCUCGCGGCGUUCAGCCGCCGGGCCAAUGCCCUCGAACCCAGCAAGUUCCCGCGCACUGUCGGUCCCCAGAGCAAGCGAAAUGUGGUCAGCCCACAUGUGACGGGAUCAAGCUCCGGAUCACAGACAGGGAGAGCUCGCGCCACUAGCAAUGCCAACGAUACGAACCCGCCUCUCCCCGCUCGUUCAGGAAGCCCCACCAAGCCCUCGGGCUCGUAUAGCUCCUGGAGCAAAAAGACAGAUGAGCGUGCAACGGCGCCGGCCUGGAACAUCCACCAAUACGGCUACAUGGGUGGAGCGAGCCAGGGCAAUCAAGGUAUUGCGUUCGGUGCUCGGCGGCAGAUCACGACGGCUGGUCCGUUUGUCCCGAGUCUUGCGGAGAAAGAGAAGCGCAGACGUGAGGAGGAAGAAAAAAUUCGCCAGCAAAUCGCCGACAACGAAGAGAUGGAACGGGCACGCCAGCGGGAGAUAGAUGAACAGGAAGCUAAAGCCAAGGCCGAGGAAGAGCGCCGAUGGGAAGAAGAGACCGCGCGCAUGAGAGAGAAGGAACGUCGUGAGAUGGAAGAAGAAAAGAGACAAUGGGACGAGGAAAAACGCCUAUGGGAAGAAGAAGAACAGCGGCGCGCGGCGGAAGAAAAGGAUGCCGAAGAGCGUCUCGAGAAGGAGCGGCAACGCCGACGAGAAGUCAACGAUUCCCGUCUCAACGGUCAGUUCCUGAGCCAAUACCAAGCCAGUCAAACCAGUCGCGUCCCGAGUGCUGGAUCUGUUGAAAGCACGCCGGAAAGCCGACGUAUCCAAGAACUUGAACGGGAGCUGGAGCUCGCCAAAGAGCGCGAGCGCCAGUACCAGACCGAGCGCCAACCUGUGCCGCCCCAGGAAAGUGACGAGCCUGAGGUUCUUAACCGCAGUCGUCCUCGUCCAGUGCCACCCAAGCCGAGCUACAACCUCAGCUCUCUAGAACAGGAACGCCGGCUUCUCCGCACCGAAUGGCAGAAUAACCAGGAGAUGCCGCCAGCCUUGGAAGAGCCCGAUUAUGCUCAGGACCAGGCGCCGCCCCCGCCUCGGCCGCUUCCAGAGCCGGUGCCAUCGUCAGCACAACCAGCACCUCCCAACCGGGAGCUACCCACACUUUCCCGACCACUUCCCGACCCAGUCGCAUACACCGCCAACCGGAAACAAGAAAACCGGGUUGAUCAGUUCCUCGGGUCCAACCCAGCCCCCGCCGCCCCGGCACCGGCUACUCACCGGCCGCAAGACUACAGCUCAACGGCUGAGAUCGACGCCGAGAACAACCGUCGCGUCGCCUCGCAGCAGAAUACGCGUGCCGGCGGAUGGGCAUCCAAGUCCCUCCUGGAACGCGAGAUGGAACGUGAACGUGAGCGCCAGCGCGAGUGGGAGGACAACCAGAAACAAACCCAGGCUGCUGCCGAGCGUGGGCAGCAUGACAAGACCCUCGGCUCGGGACCAGGGCAGUCCUGGGAUGUCCACCAGUACGGCUACAUGGGCGGCGACAAUCAAAACCGCGGUGGACCAGGCUUGGGUAUUGGAGGCGCCAGGCGCCAAAUUAUCGGGCCUCGUCCACCGCCAUAA